AGCCUCGUGCCCGCCGCCCGUCCCCGCCGCCAGCAGCCUUGUCCCCGCCGCCGCCGCCGCCGCCGCCGCCCCCGGGGCAUGGCCUGUCUGAUGGCCACUUUCUCGGUCGGCACCGCCAUGAACGGCUCUUCAGGGAUGACCGAGCCCAAGUCAGUGUGCGUCUCCGUGGAUGAGGUAGUCUUCGGCAACAGGGACGCCAUGGAGAAGGAGCUGCUGAACGGACAUCUGAAGAAAGAGGACAACAAUCUCACAGAAGCCCAGCGCCUCUCCUCCCUGCCUCGGAGAGCGGCAGUGAACAUUGAGUUCAAGGAUCUCUCCUACUCUGUCCCAGAAGGCCCCUGGUGGAGGAAGAGAGGAUACAAGACACUUUUGAAAGGCAUUUCUGGAAAGUUCAACAGUGGAGAGCUGGUGGCCAUCAUGGGUCCUUCUGGGGCUGGAAAGUCCACACUCAUGAACAUCCUGGCUGGAUACAGGGAGACCGGCAUGAAGGGUGAGGUCCUCAUCAACGGGCUCCCCCGGGACCUGCGCUGCUUCCGGAAGGUGUCCUGUUACAUCAUGCAGGACGACCUGCUGCUGCCGCACCUGACCGUGCAGGAGGCCAUGAUGGUAUCCGCACACCUCAAACUCCAGGAGAAGGACGAAGGAAGAAGGGAGAUGGUCAAGGAGAUCCUGACGGCCCUGGGCCUGCUGUCUUGUGCCAACACGCGGACCGGCAGCCUCUCAGGUGGCCAGCGGAAGCGACUGGCCAUCGCGCUGGAGCUGGUGAACAACCCUCCGGUCAUGUUCUUCGAUGAGCCCACCAGUGGCCUGGACAGCGCCUCCUGCUUCCAGGUUGUCUCCCUGAUGAAGGGGUUGGCCCAGGGUGGCCGGUCCAUCAUCUGCACCAUCCACCAACCCAGUGCCAAGCUCUUUGAGCUGUUUGACCAGCUUUAUGUCCUCAGUCAAGGACAGUGUGUGUACCGAGGGAAAGUCUCAAACCUUGUACCGUAUUUGAGGGACUUAGGUCUGAAUUGCCCAACCUACCACAACCCGGCCGAUUUCGUCAUGGAAGUCGCGUCCGGCGAGUACGGUGACCAGAACGGCCGCCUGGUGAGAGCGGUCUGGGAAGGCAAGUGCGACUCUGACUGCAGGAGACAGCCUGGGGGCGAUGCCGAGGUGAAUCCUUUUAUUUGGCACCGGCCCUCUGAAGAGGUAAAGCAGACAAAACGAUGGAAGGGGUGGAGAAAGGACUCCACUUCCAUGGAAGGCUGCCACAGCUUCUCUGCCAGCUGCCUCACCCAGUUCUGCAUCCUCUUCAAAAGGACUUUCCUCAGCAUCAUGAGGGACUCGGUCCUCACGCACCUGCGGAUCACGUCCCACAUCGGCAUCGGCCUCCUCAUUGGCCUGCUCUACCUGGGGAUUGGGAACGAAGCCAAGAAGGUCCUGAGCAACUCUGGCUUCCUCUUCUUCUCCAUGCUCUUCCUCAUGUUCGCGGCCCUCAUGCCCACCGUCCUCACAUUUCCUCUGGAGAUGAGCGUGUUUCUCCGAGAACACCUGAAUUACUGGUACAGCCUGAAGGCCUACUACCUGGCCAAGACCAUGGCGGAUGUGCCCUUUCAGAUCAUGUUCCCCGUGGCCUACUGCAGCAUCGUGUACUGGAUGACGUCCCAGCCGUCUGACGCUGUGCGCUUCGUCCUGUUCGCGGCUCUGGGCACCAUGACCUCACUGGUGGCGCAGUCCCUGGGCCUACUGAUCGGAGCCGCGUCCACGUCACUGCAGGUGGCGACCUUCGUGGGACCCGUCACGGCCAUCCCCGUGCUCCUCUUCUCAGGGUUCUUUGUCAGCUUUGACACGAUCCCCACCUACUUGCAGUGGAUGUCCUACGUCUCUUACGUCAGGUAUGGGUUUGAGGGGGUCAUCCUCUCCAUCUACGGCCUUGACCGGGAGGACCUGCACUGUAACACCAACGAGACUUGCCACUUCCAGAAGUCAGAGGCUAUCCUGCGAGAGCUGGAUGUGGAGAACGCCAAGCUCUACUUGGACUUCAUUGUCCUGGGGAUUUUCUUCAUCUCCCUGCGUCUCAUCGCCUACCUCGUGCUGAGAUACAAAAUACGGGCCGAGAGGUAAAGCACUGGGAAGCCAGAGAGAGGAACGCUGGACACCGUGGCCACAGGCCACUUCCAGAACCCUUGCAGGCUCAAGGACACAUACCCGCUUGUGGACCCUGGGGACUACGUCGGGUUGUCAGGCAGCCAACCAGUGCUGGACUUCACCGCCCCACUGAGUUGGGUCUUUUCUCCAUUACCCUUUCUAGCUGUAACUAGGAAGAAGAUGUAGAAUGGUCUUUCUUUUUCACAUGCAGGAAUUUUUAAAAUACAACCUCUGAGGCAGAAUUUAAAACUGCCACAAAGUGGGUGACAAGAGGCUUCCCGGGCAGAAUUCUUCCUUCUGACCGGGGAGCUCUAAUUCUGCACGAGGAAUGUGGGUGGUUUCCUGGGGCCCCUGGGCAGUCAGAUGUCCAGGGGUGGAAAGGCGAAGCCAAGAGGGACUCCAUCCUGUGACUGAUAUUUUCGUAGUUUCAUCUUUCUACAAUCUGUCUCUUUUUCCAACGAGAAGUCGUUUUCCAAGUCAAAAGUCGAUCAAUUUCAUUCAUUUCCAGAAGCUGUACCUUUUUAGUACUUGGUGAAGAAAAUUAUUCAGGGUAAACGUACUUCGUGGAGAGACAUGAGGGGUUUGGCUUGAUCGCUGAGCUGGUCUCAUUUGCAGACAGAACCUGGGAAAGACACAGGUGCUGGUUGCAGGUUGGAGGAAAACCUUGGAAUCAACCGUGUGCGCCAAGCCAUGCAGGAACUUUUUAAAGUUGUAUAGAAAGUUGUAAGGCGAAUUUGGCUAUCUCUUUCAAAAUCUUUUAUUUCCCCCACACUUCUUAUUUUCACUUAAGCAAAGUAUGUUGGUUUUCUUUUUUCCCUAACUUUCUGAGCACCUUAAUUUUGCCCCCAAAUUCUAGGAGCUCAAUCCUGCUGAUUUUUUACAAACAUUUUCUCUUCCCUAACAUAUCCCAUCAACUACCUCCACUGAACCUGGGGACGCUGGGCUUAGAGAAACCCAGGUGUGAAUGUGCAGGAUCUGCAGGUGUAGCCCAUGAAAGAUGUACUAAGUGCACAGGCGGGGAGAUGCUGAGAUUUCCUGAGGACCCAAAGCCUUUGUAAGAAACCAGCAAAAGCUUAGUGUGGCCAAGACUCUGGAGCUCCAUCAAAGUGUGCACUGAGAGCCGUGGGAGAUGCUGUUUCCCACAUCUGGUUUCCAUGGCAACUCAGCCAUCAUCUUCUCAGUCUUUCUGGACUGGAAACGUCUUUCCAAUGACGCCAUCACAGAAGCAAAAUCCCUCUAGGACAAGAGUCAUGGGCACUUCUGCAGGGUAAAUGGCCUUUGAAUUCCUGGCAGGAGCCUGGGUGCUUGUUGGAAUUAGUGUGGCCACAGGGUAGAAGAGGGCUCAGGCCAAAGAAGCUUCCUGAAGGAAACAGAACUGUUUUCCCCUUCUAGAAUGCUGUGAACCUGAAAUCAGGGUCUCUGAGUGAAUCUGCUUUUUAUUGUAGGGAAGUUUGAUAAAACCCCUUACUGCAAUGGCCUGAAAUAACAUCCGGGCUUCCCAAAGUGGCUCAGUAGUAAAUAAUCCGUCUGCCAAGCAGGAGAUGCAGGUUCAAUCCCAGGGUUGGGAAGAUACCCUGGAGAAGGAAAUGGCAACCCACUCCAGUAUUCUUACCUGGAGAAUCCCAUGAACAGAGAGCCUGGCAGGCUAUAUAGUCCAUGAGGUUGCAAAGAGUCAACAUGACUGAGCAACUAAGCAACACCAAAAGAUAACAUCCAAGUAACUUGUUGAUUUUAUUUUUCUAAAUGGGUUUAGUUAAGAGGUGGGGGGAGGGGUGACGUGCUAUCUUUCACACAUUGAAAUUUAAACCUGGCCCACUUGCCAAGUCUAAUUCUUUUAAGUAAUUUCUGAAUGUAAUGACUUGGAUCUUCCUUCGUCAGUGAUUUCAUUUCUUCGUUUAGAAGGAAGGAGGAAGCUCUGGGUGAAUGAUGUGCUGCCUUUCUGGUUGUUAGUCUAGGUGAGAAUGUAAGUCCAGAGAAUCUCUGAUCCAUGGGGUUGAGGAGAGGAAGGGGCUCCACUGUGUUCUAACCCCCGUGGCUCCUCAGAAGCGUCAGGGCCUGGCUCUGCUGACCAGCCCAUCUUGGGAGCCUUCCACCUGUCUGCAGUACCUCAGACCUCCCUUUCCACCUACUCUUGCUGAGCAUCAGCUUGAGAAUUAAAUGCUUCCAGAGCUUCGUAUGGGUGACGUGGGGAGGAAAGACACCAGGUAAACAUUUUACACAGAAGAUGCUGGAAUCUGAUUAUGUCACCUUGGGAGAGGGCCCUUCAGGACCAAGAAACAGGACUUAAGCUUUUAGGUAAAAACUCAUCCUGGAGACCCACAGAAAGGUCAUUUUCCCACCUGAGAAAGGUCAGGGGCAAGCUAGUGCGUGAGGUAGAAAGGCCUCCGGUGGGUUCACGGCUGAACAUCCCCCCCGUGCACCUAGCAUCCCUUGUUGCUCACUGGGCGGCCCAGCUGUGUGCCUAACCACCUCCUCUGCUCAGGUCCUCACUCGGCCAGUGUAUGUGGACUCCCCUUCACCGCCCCGCACGCUUGGUGCGGCUGGAGCACCGAGGCUGGGGAGGCUCAGUGAGGCCCCGGGCCCGAGCGCCGGUAGAGAGCCAGGUCUGGCCCCAAAUGCUGUAUUACUUUUGCUUUGCUCUCUUGCCUCCUGUUCCCAGUGUGUGAAUGUACUCGAAAGUGCUUUUCAAGGUGUAAAGUGCGAUACGAGGAUAGUUCUGGACUUGCUGUCACCAUGCGGACCACUGGGAUGGGGGCAGCUUGCUCCUGUCUCCUCAGUUGCCUUUUGUAGGGGGGUCCCGAGCUGGACUAGGGACCCAGCUUCUCACCCCCACUCCACCCACGCACCCACCCUGUCUCAGCGGGGAGGUGCCUUCCUCUGCCCGUGCCUGGCCUUAGCUUCCUAACGCAGCCUGCCUGUGGGCUGGCUGGGGUCCGAGAGGGUCCAGUGUGUGUGUGCCUACGGGUGUGCGCACACACGCGCAGGGGCACGCGCCAGCUCGCUCCGGGUGUGUAUCUCAUAGUAUUAUCUGUGGUGUCUCUGUCAAUCUUUAGUCGUCCUUUACUCCAAGAAGGAAAGAGAAAAUUCCCCGACUUCAUGCCUGCCGAGCAGAUGGUGAAGCGUAGUCAGAACCCACCCGGUCUUUCAGCAAAUGCCGGCUUGAUCAGCGUGUGACAGAAAGCAAACCCAAACGACCCAGCUGGGUGGAGGGAGGUGCAGUGUGUAUGGCCAUCAAGUUAGAGGCUCUGAAGAAAUAAGACCGCUAAUAAAAUAUUUUAUAACUUUUUACUUGUGUUCAGUGUUAAAUGCUUCAGACUCAAAAUACCGGGCUUGGAUCUGACUCGGUAAAGAGGAGGGGUCUUUGUCUGUAUUUGGAAUUAUCCUUGCUGACGUCCAGCAGAGGUUCUGGUUCGUUCCUCAGUGUUCUGUUCUAACGCCUGAUUGUAAAUAGUCUCCUUUAUCUCAGUAACUUUCGUGUUUCAUGGUGAACUGUCUUAAAGCUCUGUUUCUCUCCUCUGUGUUCCAGCCUCCUCACCCAUCCCUCCCCCCCGUUUCUAAAGCCAGGGCUUUAGAAAGUGCCUACCGCCCAGAUUCACAGGGACCACGUGUACCUCCCUUGCGAUGGUCCCAGGGGACAGGGACCACGGGAGCUGGUGUAGGCUGUUGCUCAGCUCCCUGGUUUCAGUCGGUAAAUACACCCAGAGCCUCACUUUCCAGGGAAGCGUGUUUAGGGCUCGUUGUCAUCAUGGGCUUGCCUCUCUCCUUGGGGACACAGAGGAUGGAGCCAGGCAAGUCCCAGGAUGGAUGGCCCCUGCAUUCCUGCUGAGUGACCGGUGAGCGUGUGCGGACACUGGAGAGCUCCCUGCUCUGCACCCCCACUGCCCUGAGGAUCCCACCCUUCUUUGCAGCUUCCGUUAAGGUCUGGUCCUUCCGGUCCCUGCACUUGACCUCCUGCCUCAGGGAAAUGCCCCAGAGACAAUCGCCUUCUGAAAAAACAGGUGUUUCUGAUGUCCCUGUUGGGGGUCCCCUGGGACCAGAAAUGGGGGAGCCCCACACCCUCCCUGGGGAGUCCACUUUUCUCACCUUCAGACUCCAUUCAGCCUGGGCUGAAAAUCCCGCUUUCUGGGCAGGAAGUCUGCAUGAAGUUGAAGCAUUCAGGCAUGUCCUUCUGAGGCUCAGCCCAGGUUUUCUGACAGCUGUCACAUAUCCUCCCCCACUUCUUCUUCCCAUCUUUGAGGAAAUGAGGGUUUAGCAUUAGCUUCAUUUUUGUUAUCUCUGAAUGCAUCAAGCUGGAGUCAGUCCUCAAACAGGCAUUCCGUGGCCUGUAACAGUGGCCAAGGAAGCCAGGUUUCUACAGAUGACUCAAGUGAAUGCAAGACAGACUUAGAGCCCCUGACACCUCCCUGUUCUUAAAACAGUCCCUUAACAUCAAAGGAGAAAGUGCCCCAAGUACACCGGCUACCACCUUCCAGCCAGCUAAGUGGUCAUCAUGGGAGGGGCACAGCCUCAGGGCUUUUCCACGAUAUAAAGCUGCAGAGAAAGGACAGAAGCACAAAAGUGUGUCCUCGUCUGCUCACAGGCCGGACAGAGCCUGCCAACCAGGUCUGGGCCCCACUUUGGGAGGGAAGAUGGGCUGUGAAUAUACUGUGGGAGGGCCAGACCCACCCAGUCCGCUCCCCGUUCCCAGGGAGACACUCUCAAACCGAGGAUGGGGCCACAAAUACAUGUGAAUUUCUCCCUGGGGCUCGUGGUUUUAACCAAAUGUUGGAAAUAGCCCGAGCCCAAGCCACACAAGUGGAAAAGAGCAAAGCAGAAAACAGCAACGGUCAGCCACAAUUCUCUCUCCACGGCCCACGCCCUCUGCUUGGGGUGUCUAUAUAAACGUGAGUGAGAACCCUGUUGGUCACCCGUGGGUGCCUUCGGAGUGUACCUGGCGCAUGCAUUUAACUGUGGUCCUGAUUCUGUGUACAGUUAAAUGGUACUUCCUAUGUUCACUGAUGCUAGGACAUCUGGUCCUGGGGAACUUGGAAGCCACCUGCUGGUACCUCUGCAGGAUGGAGAUCAUCCCUCACCUGCAGCAGGGCCAAGGUGAGCUGGGGCAGAGAUGCUGAGGCAUGGCCAGGCGGUGAGGUGUGACAGUCCCUGACCUGCUUGGGGGCCACUUCUCAAGCCCCCCAGGGCGUCUCCUUGAAGGAGUGUUCAGGAAGUCUUGCUUUCAUUUCACCUGCCAUGAGGCAGUGGUCCAGUCAGCACGGCCCUGAAUCAGCACUGUGGAGCUUCCAAGAAAACAGUGUUUGCCAAGCAGGUCUCUGCUGGGGCGGAGGAAACAGCAGGCUCACUCAUUCCAAGGGGAGAAGUUACCAAACUCACCUGCCCUCUUGGGGAUCUCAGAACAUGCCCUCUCGAGCUGGAUGGAAUGGAUCAGGUCUCGAAGGGAUGGGCUAAGAGUCAUGGGCACCUGGGUCAAGGUUGAGAGCCCUACAUUCAUGGGUUCCUGGACAUCCCAGGUGCAACCUAGUCUGAAAGUCACCACAGUUGGUUUCAUUGAGAGUAUUCCAGUGGCUAUGGCAGACACUUUGUUUUUAUAUCUACUUUUUCCCCCCCACAAUUCUGACAUCAUGGACUUAGGGGACUCUUUUCCAUGACCUUGGGAACACAGGCUGCCCAAGAUUCAUCACAAAUAUCUCAUUCCAAGUCCUUGGCCGGUGAAAAAUGAUAGCAAAAGGUUCUAUCAUCCAAAUUGAUAAUGAUAUGAACCACUCACCCCACACUAGAAGUUUUCUGUCUCUCUCAUCAAAUGCUCCCUGGGAGGGGCAUGACUGGAGGUGGGUUUCUCUGUAGAACGUGUAUGUUUAAAAAAUUAGCUCAUGUAGCUGACCCUCUUCCCCAAGAUUUUUUUUCUUUGCGGACAGAGUGGUUUAAUACGUGCUCAGAGCUGAAUCUGAACUGCUGCCUUUUACUCGAGGAGUAGCUACUUUAUGUUUUUUCCUUUGUUCUUCCUUCCAAAGCAAGAGUCAAUGCAAAUAACACUUUUAAUCAUGGUGUAAAGAUGUGCAUAUAUCUGUAUAUCUAACAUGUAAUUAUGUAAUCUCCAGUUUUUAUAAUGCUGUGUGGAUAACCUUGCCUUGACGUAGCCACGUAGCUUUAGGAAAUCCUGGCAGAGGCGUGCACUCUUGUAGAUGAGAACGAUAUCUAUACAUACGUGUAUAUAAAUAUAUUUUAAAGUGACAGUGGCUCCCUUGGGUACCUGACUCCUUGGCUGUUUCCCUCUGUUGGAACAGGGACCCGAGCAGACCCUAGGGUGUGAGCUUUCUAACUCAACCUUAUAGACCCUGGGCCUGCUUUGUAUAUCUCUGUAGAAUUAUCUCCUUAGAUGAUUUGUAUGUGCAUUUUUUGCAGACUUAAUCUUUGUUUUCUGAAAUUAGAUGCCAUUUAUGAAAAUGUGAUAUAAAUCAAAAUAAACCAUUGUUAUUUUCAGAU
Molecule: messenger RNA, 8610 nt
Organism: Dama dama (fallow deer)
Lineage: Eukaryota; Metazoa; Chordata; Mammalia; Artiodactyla; Cervidae
Gene: ABCG1
Product: ATP binding cassette subfamily G member 1
Exons: 15
Coding region: 79-2106 (675 amino acids)
Biological process (GO): transmembrane transport; cholesterol homeostasis
Cellular component (GO): plasma membrane
Molecular function (GO): ATP hydrolysis activity; ABC-type sterol transporter activity; ATP binding
Source: RefSeq, a predicted model, not a curated record